AUGAUUGAAAUGUUAUUAGUCGCCGCUGUAAUAGCUGUCAGUUCAGCAGCUCGUCUUGAACACCUCGAACGCUCCUACCUUCCUCCGGACAACAAUAUACAAGGAAGCUCUGGCAGUAAUGGACUGGGUUCCAAUGGUUUUGGUAACUCCGGCAACAGUGGCUUCAACUCUGGCAAUGGCUUGAGCAAUGGUAACUCUGGAAGCAAUGGGUUCGGAGGAAGUGGCCACAGCACCAAUGGCUUUGGAUCAAAUGGCCAUAGCUCCUCUUUCACCAAUGGUUUUGGAUCAAAUGCCCGUGGUACAAAUGGUAAUGGUUUCUCAAGGGCAUCUCAAGGUACCAAUGGUUUUGGUUCCAACGGAGGAACGAAUGGCUUCUCCGGAGCCACUUCCAACCAGUAUCUCCCACCUGGCCAAGUUUCUUCUGGAUCUGUAGCGGGAUUCAAUUUUGGAGGACUUUCUAUUAAACCCGCGUGCUCGUCCUGUGGUCCAUCCAGAUUCUCUCAGCAAUAUAAUCAAGGAUCAGCAUCAGUACCAAGCACCAGCUACGGAGUGCCACAGUUUGGUUCUUCCCAUGGUACCAAUACUGGAUCAAACUUUGGAUCUACAUCUGGAUCAACUGGAUCCCAGUUCGGCGGUUCUGAACCUUCUGAUUCUAACUUUGGUGCUACGUCUCCAAAUGGUAACUUUGGAUCUAACUCUUUUGGAUCUCAAGGAUUACAAGGAUCGUUUGGAUCUCAAGGAUUGCAAGGAUCGUUUGGUUCUCGCGGAUCUUUGGGAUCUCAAGGAUCGUUUGGAUCUCAAGGAGCAGGCAUCAGACAAUAUUUGCCUCCGAAACCUUCAUCUCAGAACCCUCCUCAGCAGCCUUUUGACGAAAAAUUUGGUUAUAUCUAUUAG
Molecule: messenger RNA, 894 nt
Organism: Pararge aegeria (speckled wood butterfly)
Lineage: Eukaryota; Metazoa; Arthropoda; Insecta; Lepidoptera; Nymphalidae
Product: ATP-dependent RNA helicase glh-2-like
Exons: 3
Coding region: 1-894 (297 amino acids)
Source: RefSeq, a predicted model, not a curated record